Molecule: messenger RNA, 2931 nt
Organism: Archocentrus centrarchus (flier cichlid)
Lineage: Eukaryota; Metazoa; Chordata; Actinopteri; Cichliformes; Cichlidae
Product: signal transducer and activator of transcription 1-alpha/beta-like
Exons: 25
Coding region: 157-2520 (787 amino acids)
Biological process (GO): regulation of DNA-templated transcription; signal transduction
Molecular function (GO): DNA-binding transcription factor activity; DNA binding
Source: RefSeq, a predicted model, not a curated record
ACGGGGUGAGUGAGUGGGAGUGUCCGGUGAAUAAAAACUCGCUCCUCAUUCCUCUUAAUCACAAAUUUACAGUGUGAACAGAGGACUGUACGUGACCUGACGCUUGCUUUCACCAACAAACAGUCAGCCAGCAGGUUUAUGUCUUUGUGACUGCCGAUGGCUCAGUGGCAAGCCCUCCUGAAGCUGGACUCGGCACUCCAGAGCCGGGUGUGCCAGCUGUACGAGAAACGAUUUCCCAAAGAUAUCCGCCACUAUCUGUGCGUCUGGAUCGAGAACCAGGACUGGGAUUCAGCAGCUGUGGAUGAAAAUAGAGCCAGAACCUGUUUCCAGGCUCUUCUGGUGUUUCUGGAAGAACAGUGGAAACGUUCUAUCCAGGAGAACAUUAUUUUGCAGGGGCCUGAUUUUUCCAGUAUGAGGGACUACUUGCUGGCGCAUUUCCAAGAUGAGCCGCUGAACUUGGCCGUGCUCCUGUCUGAAUGCCUGAAGGAAGAAAAGCAAAUCCUGGCUUCGGUCUGUGAGGUGCAGAGUUGCAGCAAUCCAACAAUGGGACAAAGUUGGGAAAAGUUGGACAACCAAGUCAAUGAACUGAAGAGACAGACUUUGGAGAUCAGGAAGGAACUCAAGACACUGGAGGAUCUAAAUGAAAAACUGGACUUCCUUCUGAAGACCUGGACGCGUGAAGUGGAGGAGCAUGCUAGACUGGCCCAGUCCCAAGCUGUUUUUGAAGAGGAAUGUCAGAAACAGGCAUGGUUCAUCACACAAACCAAGCAGAUUGUCCAGCGUCAGCUGGUUAACAUUUUAAAGCAGACACACCAGGUCGUGGAGACUCUCACUGAUGUGGAGCUGCCGGAGUGGAAGCGCAGGCAGCAGCUGGCCUGCAUUGGAAGUCCAGCUGAGACCAAUUUGGACCUCCUUGAGAAGUGGUUUUCAACUGUUGCUGAAGUGCUGCUAGGAGUCCACGAACAGCUGAAGAAACUUCAAGACCUGAAUAGCAAAUACAGCAGCACUAAUAACAUCGACCUCCCCGCUUCGAUUUCAGAAAUCGAGAAAUUUGCACUGCUCUUGAUAAUGAAACUUCUCACAAACGCUCUGGUGGUCGUGAAACAGCCUGUCAUGCAGAAAUUUCCACAGCGGCCUCUGAUACUGAAGACCGGGGUGCAGUUCAGUAUGACAGUAAGGUUCCUGGUAAACAUCCCUGAAUUCAAGUGCAAGUUCAAAGUCAAACCUGUAUUUGACAAGGAUGUUGAAGAGGCCAACACAGUGAAAGGGUUUCGUCUCUUUGAUUUCAACAGGGACGACUGUAAGGUGUUGGACGAGGACACAGAUGGAGGCUUGAUGGCAGAAUUUGGGCACAUGUCUCUCAAGGAAAGAAAAUCAAGAACUAAAGGAUCAGCUGAGAACCGCCUGGGAGUUACUGAAGAGCUGCACAUCAUUAAGUUUGUGUCAGAGUUUCAGCACGCUGGACAAACGUGCAAUAUCGAGGCCAGCUCUCUUCCUGUGGUCGUCAUCUCCAGCACGAGUCAGGUCCCCAGUGCCUGGGCCUCCAUCAUGUGGUGGAACGUGCUGUCCACCAGUGAACCUUGGAACCUGUCGCUGUUCAUCAACCCUCCUCCACUCACCUGGGAGCAGCUGUCGCAGGCGCUGAGCUGGCAGUUUUUGACCGUUGGCCAACGAGGGCUUAAUGAAAACCAGCUCUCCAUGCUAAGAGACAAAAUUGUGGAUGAUCCUGACGGCCUGGUGCACUGGAGCAACUUCUCCAAGAAUGAAAAUGCCUGGAUUUGGAUUGAUGGCAUCCUGGAUUUGAUCAAGAAACACUUGGUGGAUCUUUGGCGUGAUGGAUCCAUCAUGGGGUUCGUGAGCAGGGAGAGGACACGCCUCCUGCUGCAGGAAAAACAGGCCGGUAAUUUUCUGAUCCGCUUUAGCGAGAGCAGCAAAGACGGCGCCGUCACCUUCAGCUGGGUUGAUCAGUCCAACGGUGAGCCUCAUGUGCAUGCAGUACAGCCCUACACCAAGAAAGAGCUGUCUGUGUUAACUCUGCCAGACAUCAUUUACCGUUACAGCCUGUCAUCCCAGCGAAGCAGAAAUCCUCUGGUCUACCUUUACCCCGACAUCCCCAAAGACACCGCCUUCGGACGCUACAAAUCCUGCGACCCAUCAGCACCUUCAGGGGAUGGAUAUCACCGCAGAAUACCUUCUUUUAUAUCAAACGAUCCUACGCCGCCUCCGUCCCCACCCAGUGAGACCCUCGUGAUGGACAUGGACAUCGAUGCAGAGAAAAAUGCUUACUUAGAUGAACUCAUCUCUUCUUUGGUUGACUCGCUUUCUCCAGCUGUCACCUGGGGAUCUCAUCUGGACACGUUUCAGCUCCAACCGCUAUCGCCUCAGAGCCUCUUUGCAGAUGGUAAAUGGGAGAGAAAAGAGAGAGAAGUUCACUCAGAGAUGCAGAAAGAUGUAAGAAAGAGGACAGGAGAGGAAGAAGAGAGGUUAGAUUUAAAGGUAAAGACUGGCAAAACAAUCUGAGGUAUGCUAACUUUGUGUAAUUCAAAGAUUAUAUGAAAACAGGUCAGUUUGCUGUACUGUAUUAACAGUAAAGCUCUGUGUUGGUGCACAGUGUCUGUGUUCAUGGUCAGUUACAGGUUACAUCAGUGUACCAGAAAUAUGUUUGAAUCAAAGCUGCUGAUGCUGAGAUUCAUUCAAUGACUUCAACAUUUAUACAACCUGAUACUUUCACUUUCUUACACUGAGUAAAUUUCAGAGCCUGUACUUUUUUACUUUUAUACUUAAGUAAAUAAGUACAAAUAAAGACAUACACAAGCACUUGUUCUUUUUAUUUAUAUUAUAUAUAUAUAUUAGGGCUGGGACUUUAACGCGUUAAUUUCGAUUAAUUAAUUACGGGGGAAAUUAACGAAUUAAAAAUUUUAACGCAUUUUA